Messenger RNA from Dermatophagoides pteronyssinus (European house dust mite), 2006 nucleotides. RefSeq names its product Inositol-3-phosphate synthase (gene Inos). Gene Ontology annotation, molecular function: inositol-3-phosphate synthase activity. Gene Ontology annotation, biological process: phospholipid biosynthetic process; inositol biosynthetic process. NCBI's taxonomy places the organism in Eukaryota, Metazoa, Arthropoda, Arachnida, Sarcoptiformes, Pyroglyphidae. The record is from RefSeq and is a predicted model, not a curated record.
UUUUACAUGGAUUGGUCUGUCAACUAAUGCUUGAUGAAUAAAGAUUAAUUUUUAAAACGAAAAGAUAAUUAUUUGCUCCCUCUUUUUUUUCUCGUGUCUAUACAAAGCGAUAACUUUCUUGAAUUCUGAAGAAUUUCAAUUUUUCUUUUUCGUACAAAAAAAACCAUCAUUAAAACAACAACAAUACAACGAUGAAGGUUAAUGUUCAAAGCCCAAAUAUUCGUUAUACGGAUGAAACAAUCGAAGCAGAUUAUGAAUAUGAUAAUGUCAAAUGUAUUCGAGAUGAAAAAACCAAUUCAGUUAAGGUUUAUCCAAUGAGAUCGGUUGUAACAUUUCGUACAGAACGUCGAAUACCACGUACAGGUUUAAUGAUGAUCGGUUGGGGUGGCAAUAAUGGUACAACAGUAACAGCCGCUAUAAUUGCCAACAAACAUCGUAUGUCAUUCAUGACAAAAGAUGGUGAAGUGAAAGCCAAUUAUUUUGGAAGUUUAACACAAUCCAGUACGAUAUUCUUGGGUUAUGAUGCCCAUGGUAAAGAAUUAUACAUACCUAUGAAAGAUACAUUACCAAUGGUUGAUCCAAAUGAUCUAUUCGUUGAUGGUUGGGAUAUAUCCGGUAUGAAUCUUGCUGAUUCAAUGAAACGAGCAAAAGUUCUUGAUAUCAAUCUACAAGAACAACUUCGUCCAUACAUGGAACAAUAUCGACCACGUCGAGCUAUAUAUGAUUUUGAUUUUAUUGCAGCCAAUCAAAAAGAACGUGCUGAUAAUGUAAUUGAAUGUAAUGAUAAAUGGUCACAAGUGGAACAGAUUCGUGCAGAUAUACGUGAUUUUAAACAAAAAAAUAAUCUUGAUACAGUCAUUAUAUUAUGGACAGCUAAUACUGAACGUUUUUCUAAUGUUAUCGAUGGCAUUCAUGAUACAGCUGAUAAUUUAUUAGCAGCAAUCAAACGCAAUGAAAAAGAAUUGGCACCAUCAGCUUUAUAUGCUGUUGCAGCUAUACUUGAAAAAUCUACUUACAUCAAUGGUUCACCACAGAAUACAUUCGUACCUGGUCUCGUUGAAUUAGCCGAACGUGAACAAGUGUUUAUCGGUGGUGAUGAUUUCAAAUCCGGACAGACAAAAUUUAAAUCCGUACUUGUUGAUUUCCUUGUUUCCGCCGGUAUUAAACCAUGUUCAAUCGCUAGCUAUAAUCAUUUGGGUAAUAAUGAUGGCUAUAAUCUAUCGGCACCGAAACAAUUUCGCAGUAAAGAAAUUUCCAAAUCAAAUGUUGUCGAUGAUAUGGUCGAAUCGAAUCAGAUACUUUAUGGCCAAGGUAAAAAUCACCCUGAUCAUACAGUUGUUAUUAAAUAUGUACCGUAUGUGGGAGAUUCGAAACGUGCAUUGGAUGAAUACAUCAGUGAAUUAAUGUUAGGUGGAAAGAAUACAAUUGUCGUACAUAAUACCUGUGAAGAUUCGUUAUUAGCAGCGCCAAUUAUUUUGGAUUUGGCCAUUCUUUCCGAACUAUGUCAACGUGUUACAUUUAAGAUACAUAAUCAUAAGGAAACACAAUUUCAACGUUUCAAUUCGAUUCUAUCCAUACUAUCCUAUCUGCUUAAAGCACCAAUGGUCGAACGUGGUGCAAAUGUUGUCAAUGCAUUAUCCAAACAACGUCAAUCAAUCGAAAAUUUAUUACGUGCAUUGAUUGCUUUACCACCUGUUAAUCAAUUAAAUUUACAGGCCAAAUGUUCAAAUCGUACACAAUGGUAUGAAGAAUUAACACAACCAAUCCUUAAAAAUGAUGAAGUAAAUCCAACACGAAUUGCGCCACCAUUCAAUGGUUUUAUGAGUGGACAUUAAGCAGCAGCCUAAUCUACAGCAGCCAAUUUAUACAUUCUACAUCAAACAACAAACAAAAGACAAAAAUAUUGAUUUCCUUUCUUCCAUCUUUUAUAACUUCCUCACUUUCCCUUUCUCUGGUUAAGAUUAUUAUUUUUACAAUAAUAUUAAAUCAAUCAAUUUGUUAAUUAU